UACACUAUAAUAUUCUGUAUAUAUAUAUACAGGAAGACGCUCUGGCGGCUCCUUCUGCCCGCUGGGCUACGACCGGUUUCCAGCGGGGCAUUCCUCGGCAGCCUCCCGUGAAAUCCCUGGAAUUUCCGGGGAAGAUGUGGCUUGGCUUGGGAGCCGCGGCUCACGUGACUUCCAGGGCCGUCUUCAAGGGUUCCCUUUGCCGCUCCCCAUAACUUCCCUUGGCGGGGCAAGGUUUGAGCGGGGCUCGCUGGCCGUGGACCUCGGGGAUCAUAAAAGCUACGCGCCGCGGAGAGAUUCCGCCUUCCGGCCCUUGGAAAGCCUCCGGCCGUCUCUUCUUCUUCCUGCAAGCAACUCCCGCGGCCGCCUCGCUUCUUUCCCAGCUCCCCUCCUGCAAGGAUGGGGGCAGGCGCCUUGGCCAUCUGUCAAAGUAACUCAGCCGUCAGGCUUAAAGAAGAUGUGAAAAAGAUGGCCGUCCCGCCCCCGAGCAGACAGAAGGGGUCCUGUCACCACCGGAGGUUGUUUGGCAUUAGUCUUCAGGAAAUGCAGCAAGAAGGGCUCAGCAAAUGUGGAAUCCCAACCGUGGUGUGGGAUAUUGUAGAAUAUCUGUCUUGGCACGGUCUCGAGCAGGAAGGUCUUUUCAGGGUGAAUGGUAACCUGAAAACAGUGGAACAGCUGCGCACAAAGUACGAGGGUGGAGAUCAAGUAGAUCUCGCCGCAGAGGCUGACGUAAGCUCAGCCGCCAGUUUGCUGAAGUUAUUUCUGCGGGAGCUGCCUGAUCGGGUGAUCCCUUCGGCCCUUUACCCCAAAUUCAUCCAGCUUUAUCAAGCCAGCCAGAGGUGUGGUCUGGAGACUAGCAGUUUAAGAGACCUUCUGAGACAGAUGCCCGAGACUCACUAUUGUCUCCUUAAGUACCUUUGCCAUUUCCUGAAACAGGUUGCCGAGCAUCAUUCUGAGAACAAAAUGACUGUUUCCAACCUUGCUACUGUUUUUGGACCAAACUGUUUUUGUGUCCCACCUGGCUUUGAAGGGAUGAAGCAGCAGGAAAUCUGUAACAAAAUUAUGGUCCACAUGUUGGAGAACUACAGUUCCUUGUUUGAAUGGGAGCCUCAGAAGAAGCAAGGAGAAUGCAGAGAGUCACCGAAAAUUAUAUUGGUGAAAGAGGCCCGUUGCAAGUCAUCUCCUCCAAUCUUGUUGAAGAACCAUGAGACAGAAACGCCCAAGCCAAAACCAAGAACAAAGUCCAGACCAGGAAGACCAUCUCUGACGCCUUUAAUGCUGCAGCCGAGACUGUCAGAUGGAAUUCCUGGGGUUAGCAUCCAUUUAACCAAUAGUUUGCGUCCCAAGGAGAUGGAGUUAGCGGAUGAAAUCUCCUUCCUAAGCAGUGGUGCGUUCUUCACCAGUUCCCAAGAGGAUGAAAGGCCUUUAUCACCAUUCUAUCUGAGUGCUCACGUGUCACAAGUCAACAACGUCCCUGCUACUGGAGAAUUCUUAGAAAAGACAAUCCGGACAGCUGUCGAACAACAUCUGUUUGAUGUUCAUGGCUCUAGUGGUCAAAGUUCUGAAGAAUCUGAAUCUGGAACAUCAUUAACAUCUUCUGGUGUAUCUACUGGGCAGCGCAGGAGACAUCAUAAAGAACAAGAUGAAGGCCGAAAGGCCAGAGAUAGGGAGGUCAUCAAUAAAGAGAAUAUCCCUUCUGGCUUCAGUAGCAUUGAAGAGUGUAUGUUAAAUGCUCAGGAAGUGGAAAAAUGCCACGAGAACAGUUCUGGUUACAUAGGCGAAAGAAGUAAACCAAAACGUCAGAAAUCCAGCACCAAACUAUCUGAGUUUAACGACAGCCAAGAGAGUUCUUUGGCGAUGGAAACUUUUGGUUCCUUGAAACAUGUGGAUGGAAGAGGACCAGAUGAAAUGGAGGUGUUUUCUGAAGAAAGCAAAGACGGCAGAAAUGAGGAUGAUUUGUUAAUGCACAAUCAGAGCUCAAAUAUGAAGAUCCAGGAACAUCCCGGCGUUCCUGAAGUCAAGUUGCAGAGGAACCAAGAAAUAGAUGGCCAGGAAGACACUUUCAUACCAGAAAUCCCUCAUCUGGACCUGUCAACCUUGUGCAGUGACAACUGGGAAGAACCUGUCCCUGCCUUUUCCUCCUGGCAGCGUAAUGACGUAGAGUCCGAUGAAGCUCGUCUUUCCCCUCAGGCUGGACGCCUCAUUCAGCAGCUUCUGGAUGAAGACAGUGACCCAAUGCUGUCCCCUCGCUUUUAUAACUAUGGGCAAAGUCAGCAGUACUUGGAUGACACAGAAGUACCUCCUUCUCCACCCAAUUCUCAUUCAUUCAUGAGGCGAAGAAGUUCUUCUUUGGGAUCUUAUGAAGAUGACAGUGAAGAUUUGACACCAGCACAGUUAACUCGCAGAAUUCAAGGACUGAAGAAAAAGAUCAGGCGGUACGAAGACAAAUUUGAGGAGGAGAGAAAGUAUAAACCCUCUCACAGUGACAAAGCAGCCAAUCUCGAGGUGCUGAAAUGGACAAAUGACCUUGCAAAGUUUAGGAAGCAACUAAAAGAGUCAAAACUGAAACUGUCAGAAGAAGAUCUGGCUCCUAGGACACGCCAACGUAGCAACACACUCCCCAAAAGUUUUGGCUCUCAGCUGGAAAAGGAGGAAGAGAAACAUGAUGUCUCUGAUAAAUCAUCUAAGCCUUCAGUGGAGACAACUUUGGAAUCCAUGCAGAAGAAGCUCCAGGAGAAAAGGACAGAAGCAAAUCGACCUGAGGAUAUUAAGGAUAUGACUCGAGAUGAGAUAGCAUCAGAGAAAGUGGCCCUUCAGAAAUCCCUCCUCUAUUAUGAAAGCAUCCAUGGAAGACCAGUAACAAAACACGAACGGCAAACUAUGAAGCCCCUUUAUGACAGAUACCGCUUAGUCAAGCAGAUCCUCUCAAGGGCAAACUCUAUUCCCAUUAUCGGUUCUCCCUCUAGCAAGCGGAGAAGUCCUUUGCUACAGCCAAUAAUUGAAGGAGAAACUGCUUCCUUCGUCAAGGAGAUAAAGGAAGAAGAGGAUGGAUCUGAGGAUGACAGCAAUGUGAAGCCUGAUUUGACAGUCACCGUAAAAUCUGACUUAGGCGUACGAAGUUUUUUGGACCAACUAGAAGAUGACGUCGAUGGUUUCAUUUCUCCAGUGGAUGAUAGGAUCCCUUCGAGAAGUAGCCAGGACAGGGGCUUGUCCAACCUUCAUGCUGCUUCUAUGCGUGAACUUGUGGAGCAGCUUCAAGAAGUCAGGGAAGAUAAAAAGAGGAUCAGGAAAAAAUUGAGAGAUUUUGAAGACAAUUUUUUCCGACAAAAUGGAAGAAAUGUCCAGAAAGAAGACCGGCUUCCCAUGGCUGAAGAAUAUAAUGAAUACAAGCAAGUUAAGGCCAAGCUGAGGCUGCUAGAAGUCCUCAUCAGCAAAAGAGAUUUAAGUUCCAAGAUCAUGUAAUAAAAGCUACGCUGGAUUUGCCACUAACGUUAAGACGUCGAUGCAGCCAAAUAACACAAAAGAACUCAGCAAGAAGCUGUACUACCACGAAGGGCUUUAGUGGCUCUCCUUGACUGUCGUGGGCAGAAGGUGGCAGUGUGAAGGAGGGAUGGUCCUGCAUCUCUUGUCACAGACUCGUGACCUGUCCUACUAUCAGGGCUGGCAAGACCAGAAUGGGGGUUGGCCCACUAAAACCACACUGCUUCCCAAGUUUCCUUUUGCUUUUCAUCCGUUGGUGGCCUGCAGUUGCUUGGACUAAAACAACGACAAAGCAAAAAGACCUCAACUUUGAUCUUCUUUGGAGCAUCAGUGUAAGAAAGGUGAUCCAGUUACAAGUUCUCACGAAUCUCCAAAUAAUGGCCUGUAAUUUUCAGACCAAUAAAAGCAAUCAGGUCUGUUCUAAUAAUGGGAUGUAUGUUCUGAGACCAUUUGGAGAGGGUUGGUAGGGUCCCUCUUGAAAAAUCUCAUCUUUUGACCGCAGGGUUUUUCGUUGUUAUUGUUGGUACGUAAUUCUUCUCUUAACAUCCUCCAACUGAAAGUGGAAUUGCCAAUUGGUGGAGAACUGUUAAGCGUGGACUGCCUUGGCUUUCAAUACAGCUGCUUUAUUUUUAUAUAUAUAUAUAAAUAUAUAAAAACGAAAAUACACUUUCUUACUAACGAGCUUUUCAGAAAUGUUAUUACACAACUCCUACAUCCGUUCGACCUGGAGGACAGAAAACAUUGUGGAAGUGGACCUUGGAGAAAUUGGGUUUGGUUGACGGGACCCUACACAAGAGUAGGAAAAGGAAUGGGGUGAUCUUGGUAGCCAAGGUAUUCUGAUAUAACCCAUAAUAUAAUGGAUUUCAGACAAUGUCUGGGAAGGGUUUAUAAUGUUUUAUCUUUGUCCUUGAUGUGAAGAUCGGGAAUAAUGGACAAGUGUCCUCGAAAAGCAGAACAUUGUCACUGGAGUUUUCUUCUGCAAGAAUGGCGUUUCCCACAAUCUGCUCUUGAUUUGUGUCCGAUCGUAAUGGAAUCCACUUUAUUGAUGCCCAUAGUUCUGAGAAUUUUCUCUUGCACAUUACUGGGGCAAAAUGCGCCGAGAUUUUUCAACAAGCUGAUUUCAUGCAAAAGGUUUCCAUAGGCUUAGAAAGCAUCAAAAUGUGGACUUUUAAAAUGAAAUGAAUGACAAUACCCGUUUGUCUCAUACCCUUAUAAUUUUUGUAACCCAAAUAAGGUGGAUGUGGUACUGAUCUCGGGCAAAAAAAA
This is a messenger RNA of Thamnophis elegans (Western terrestrial garter snake), 4743 nucleotides long. It is a transcript of the gene FAM13A, whose product is annotated as family with sequence similarity 13 member A. Lineage: Eukaryota; Metazoa; Chordata; Lepidosauria; Squamata; Natricidae. Bases 397 to 3459 code for a protein of 1020 amino acids. The record is from RefSeq and is a predicted model, not a curated record. The transcript is spliced from 24 exons. Gene Ontology annotation, biological process: signal transduction.